CGAGAAGAAGAAUACAGCAUGGCACGUACCAAGCAAACCGCACGUAAAUCUACUGGUGGUAAAGCACCACGUAAACAGUUGGCAACCAAAGCCGCCCGUAAGAGCGCACCAGCCACCGGAGGAGUGAAGAAACCUCAUCGUUACAGGCCAGGUACCGUAGCUCUUCGUGAGAUCCGUCGUUACCAGAAGAGCACCGAACUUCUGAUCCGUAAACUACCAUUCCAGCGUUUGGUCCGUGAAAUCGCUCAGGAUUUCAAAACCGAUCUUCGUUUCCAGAGCUCUGCCGUUAUGGCCCUGCAAGAAGCCAGCGAAGCCUACCUUGUCGGUCUCUUCGAGGACACCAACUUGUGCGCUAUCCACGCCAAGCGUGUCACCAUCAUGCCCAAGGACAUCCAACUCGCCCGUCGUAUCCGUGGCGAGCGUGCUUAAAUCGUAGGCCUAGCCAUGGGGUUUAUAGUUCCAUGGCCUAGCAAACACAGACCAAACGGCCCUUUUCAGGGCCACCACAUCCUCCAAAAAGAGAACUACCGUACUAUAAGUCAUACCACAUACAUACAUAUUGUAAAUCAUUACAUCCAUCUUACGGUGAUGUAAAGUCCACAAUUAUGACAACAUAGUACCAAAUUCACCAUUCUUGGUGAGUAAUACUAUCAGUUCAGAAAUAAAAACUACCGUACUAUUAA
Messenger RNA from Saccoglossus kowalevskii, 683 nucleotides. Its product is annotated as histone H3. NCBI's taxonomy places the organism in Eukaryota, Metazoa, Hemichordata, Enteropneusta, Harrimaniidae. Gene Ontology annotation, cellular component: nucleosome. Gene Ontology annotation, molecular function: protein heterodimerization activity; structural constituent of chromatin; DNA binding. The record is from RefSeq and is a predicted model, not a curated record.